Nicotiana tabacum (common tobacco) is the source of this 679-nucleotide messenger RNA. The record is from RefSeq and is a predicted model, not a curated record. NCBI's taxonomy places the organism in Eukaryota, Viridiplantae, Streptophyta, Magnoliopsida, Solanales, Solanaceae.
GGUAUGUUGAGGAUAAGAGUGAUGAAUGGGUGUGAGACUUUAGGGUUUGAAUUGGGUCUUAUAUAAUUUUCUUGAUAAUCAUAUUUUUGAGGGUGUUUUAGAUAUAUACUUAUUUAAUUAAAGGGAAGUGUGAUUAAAAAAUAUGAAGCUUUCAACAUCAGGAUUGAGUCAGCAGCCUCAUGAAGGAGAGAAGAAGUGUUUGAAUUCAGAGCUAUGGCAUGCCUGUGCUGGUCCCCUUGUAUGCCUACCAACGGUAGGGAGUCGAGUGGUUUACUUUCCUCAGGGACAUAGUGAACAGGUCGCGGCAACAACUAAUAAAGAAGUUGAUGCUCACAUACCCAAUUACCCGAACUUGCCGCCCCAGUUGAUCUGUCAACUUCACAAUGUCACAAUGCAUGCAGAUGUUGAAACAGAUGAAGUAUAUGCUCAAAUGACGCUGCAGCCCUUGACACGGCAAGAACAAAAGGAUACAUAUCUUCCUGUUGAGUUGGGAAUUCCUAGCAGGCAGCCUACUAAUUAUUUUUGCAAGACGCUCACCGCAAGUGAUACCAGUACACAUGGUGGCUUUUCUGUUCCUCGUCGUGCUGCAGAGAAAGUUUUCCCUCCUCUGGAUUUCUCACAGACACCACCUUGCCAAGAAUUAAUUGCAAGGGAUCUGCAUGACAUUGAAUGGAAAUUC